Anolis sagrei ordinatus is the source of this 1976-nucleotide messenger RNA. RefSeq names its product veficolin-1-like. The record is from RefSeq and is a predicted model, not a curated record. Lineage: Eukaryota; Metazoa; Chordata; Lepidosauria; Squamata; Anolidae. Gene Ontology annotation, biological process: complement activation, lectin pathway. Gene Ontology annotation, molecular function: antigen binding; carbohydrate derivative binding; signaling receptor binding.
CCUUGAUUCAGAAACUAAUCCCUGUAAGUAGCCAGGUCAGCGCUGCAAGACAAGAUGGCUGGCUGGAUGGGCUUUCACCUGGCUGUGACCUGCUUUGCUGUCAUAUCUAUGGGGAGAGGAAGUUUUGGAGAAGACACAGAAGUCAGCUGCUGUGCACAGCUGAAGGGCUUAUCGCAGUGUGGAACGGACAAGGUCUUUUUCCAAGGCCAGCCAGGCACCCCAGGAAUACCCGGCAUCCCAGGAACAAAUGGGUUGCCUGGUGUGAAGGGAGACCUCGGCCCCCAGGGGCCCCCAGGUGAGAGAGGCUCUGCUGGAGCACCUGGGAAAGCUGGACCCAAAGGAGAGAAAGGAGAUCAAGGAGAAGCAUGCAGUCUUGCUAGCUGUCAACAUCAAGAGGCAGGACCCAAAGAUUGCAAAGAGCUUCUGGAGCAUGGAGAAACACUGAGUGGUUGGUAUACAAUCUAUCCUGCCAUUGGGAAAGCAAUGAGCAUCUUCUGUGACAUGGAGACUGAUGGAGGAGGCUGGCUGAUUUUCCAGAGGCGACAGGAUGGAUCAGUAGAUUUCUAUCGUGACUGGCAGUCCUACAAAAAUGGGUUUGGAAACCAAGCAUCAGAAUUUUGGUUGGGCAAUGAUAAAAUCCAUCUUCUCACAAGUUCAGGAACACAGCAGCUGCGGAUUGAUGUGAAGGACAUGAAUGACACUAGAACUUAUGCAAAGUACACUAGUUUCAAAAUCUCAAGUGAGGAAGAAAAUUACACCCUGUCAGUGGGUUCUUAUGUAGAUGGAAACAUGGGUGAUUCAUUUUCAGGACACAGGGGCCUUGCAUUCUCCACACGAGACAGGGACAAUGAUGUCCGCGAAUCAGGAAGCUGUGCUGUGUUGUAUAAGGGAGGCUGGUGGUAUGGUAAAUGCCACUCUUCCAACCUGAAUGGCCUGUACCUCAGAGGGGAACACACCUCUUUUGCUGAUGGCAUCAACUGGGCCGCUGGAAAGGGAUACCGCUAUUCUUACCAAUAUGGGGACAUGAAAAUUCGACCUCAGUAAAUGAAAUAUCUCCCUCUUCAGACUAUUCUAUAGAUAUGGUCCUUAAAUUUACUGGUAGAUUUUGUUUUUAAGUGUGUGCCUAACAGAGCUAAUGUUGAAUCCUGCCACUUGAAAUAUUGGAUGCAAAGCCUUUAAUAUCCCCAUACAGUGAGAAUGUAGGUGAGCACUCUCUUUUUAACUUUUACAUGGAAUCUCUAUGUGAGACAAAGGGACAACCAUAGUUUGAUUGAAAAGGGGUUAUUUGAUGGUGAUGUUUGCUCAGUUGUACCUUGUGUUGGGUUUCAUUUUGCCCAGCUUGAGACACUGCCUGCACUGGAAGCUAUCUUCCAAUGAAUAUGAGUUGGCCACUUGCUUAGAAUACACACAAACACAUAUAUCCAAUACUGUAGAGAUCUUGGACACAAGAAUUAUAUAGAAUUGGGGCAACUGCUUUUUAAAAACAACAAAAUUUCAAUUUUUCAAAAACCCCAUUCCUUAAUUUAUGGCAGGAGAAGCAAAACUAUGACUGGGUCUAAAGCUUAAAUUAAGGAAACAUUGUGAAUGCAUACAUAGUUAAGUUUGAAUUGGUAAUUAAGUUUGAAUAUAUGUACAUUUGUACUUGAAGUCAUUUUGAUAUCAUUUUGUCAAUUUUGGAUUGGAGACGUGGGGAAAGAUGUGUUUUGCUGAAGGACUUCUCUCUUAACAAAGCUACCCUGAUCAUCAAGCGAGCUCAGGAUGGCCUGGCAGUUAACCAUUUCUGGGUCUUUCAACUUGUUUCAAUUUGUUUUUUUUUUUAAUUUCUUAAUAGUUUAAUAUUCUGUAGCCUUUCUUUUUUUUUUUAAUGUCAAGUGUUUAAAAUUGUUGAAUUGUGUUUAAUGUACAUUUCUUUGAAAUUUCUAGGUAAAGGACAAGAAAUGGAAUUUUAAAAAUUAAAUUAAUGAAUGCUGUCUGAA